GCCGAGCUGCUGCUUUCGAUCGGCGAUCUGGACGCCGCCGCCCCCGACUGCGAGCCGCCGCCGCCUGCCUCGCCGCCGCCCGCGGGCGCCCAGCUGGAGCUGCGCCCCGCCUCCCCGCUCGUGCCGGCCGCGUGCGCCGCGCGGCCCGGCGAGCGGCCGGACGCCGCAGACGCCUGGGGCGCCGCGUCGUGCCGCACCCCGGACCGCCCGCCCGCCGCCGCCGGCGCCCUGGGCAGCCGCGCGGGGCCGCGGCGGCUGCGCGAGGCGUCGCCCCACAGCCACUCGUUCAACGACUCGACCUGCCUCGCGCCGCUGAUGCUCGGCCCCGAGCUGUGCGGCGUGGCCGGCGGCGCGGCCGCGCCGCCGGCGCCGCCGCUGGCGUGCGACCAGGGCCUGACCAGCAGUGCGACCGGCCACGCAUAUGCUCCGCUGGAAGCGCUGGUGCCGGCCUGCGGCAGCUGCAACAGCCUGUCUUCGAUGGCCGCCGCCCCCGACGCCGGGGCCAGCGCGGCGCCGCCCGGCUGCGCGCCGUGGUGGGCGCAGCUGCCGGCGGUUGGGCCGCCGGGGCAAGAGGUCAUCGUGGCGCUGUGUGAGGGCGCCGCCGCGCUGCCGGCCUGGGGUGCGAUAUGCUCCGCGCUGCAGGCGCCCACGGCCGGCUGCCCGGCGGGCGCGCACAGGGCGCACCGCCAGGUGUCAGCCUUCACCAGCAACGGUCCCCAAGCCGUCUGCGGCCGCGCCGUCGCGGGGACGCUGCUGGUUGGCGGCGGCACGCCCGCGGGGUGGGCGGAUCUGACGCCAAUGCCGUGGCCCGACGCCGCCGCACGGGCGCUGGCGGCAGACCUGCAGACCCUUCUGCCAGGCCUCGUCGCCGCCGCGCGCGCGCGCGCCGCGCCGCCGGGCGCGGUCGGCCGAGUGGUGGUCGGCCUGCGGCUGGGCGCCGGCGUGCCGCCCUCGGAGCCGGGGCUCGUGGUGGCGGUCGCGGCGCGCAGCAGUGACGAGGGCGCGGCGGCGCUGAAAUGCGUGGUGGACGCGAUCGGCGCGCUCUACGCAUGA
Molecule: messenger RNA, 1053 nt
Organism: Monoraphidium neglectum
Lineage: Eukaryota; Viridiplantae; Chlorophyta; Chlorophyceae; Sphaeropleales; Selenastraceae
Exons: 1
Source: RefSeq, a predicted model, not a curated record